AUGCUCUCUUAUGCACUAAGUUACUGCUUGCAUCAUUACACUUCCACCAAAUUGCAGCUGCGCAACCGCUGUGGUCAUGUCGAUAUUAAAAAAAUAUUACAAGCAGUUAACGAGAUACGUCCAUCGCUUCAAGAGUUCAGUUACACCAACGAGCCUGCCGUCCAUGAAGAUCAACACAAGACCACUGUAAUUUAUUCCCAUCAACAGCCAUCUUCGAGAUCGUAUUUCCGACUACAAGAAACACAACAAACCCGUGACGCUGAACAGAAUUGGCAAACAGGAAGACUUGGACGGCCUGGUGGUGCCUAUCAAAUGCAACAUGAUGUUGAGUAUUGGUCAUUGCGGGAACUUGGACGACUCGGAGCUCCUCAAUUACAAACGCUUGUCCUCAACUUUGAAAAAGGCGUGUUGAUGAACUCGGAAACAAUCUCCAACCUUAUAGCCGCUUGUCCUUCCCUGCAGGUCGUGGGCAUCGAGGGCACUGGAUUCUGGCAUCGUCGGAUAUUUAAUGUGCUUGCGGAUACAGUUUAUCUGCGGAAACUGUCCAUCAUACGCAUUACCACCAAGUUUCGGAUCACUUACAGCAGAUCGAGGAAUUAA
This is a messenger RNA of Zychaea mexicana, 600 nucleotides long. RefSeq lists its product as uncharacterized. The record is from RefSeq and is a predicted model, not a curated record. The transcript has 3 exons. The coding region runs from base 1 to 600 and encodes 199 amino acids. Lineage: Eukaryota; Fungi; Mucoromycota; Mucoromycetes; Mucorales; Lichtheimiaceae.